This is a messenger RNA of Sinocyclocheilus grahami, 3367 nucleotides long. RefSeq names its product metaxin-1-like. Bases 65 to 1027 code for a protein of 320 amino acids. Gene Ontology annotation, biological process: mitochondrion organization. Gene Ontology annotation, cellular component: SAM complex; cytoplasm. Lineage: Eukaryota; Metazoa; Chordata; Actinopteri; Cypriniformes; Cyprinidae. The transcript has 9 exons. The record is from RefSeq and is a predicted model, not a curated record.
GAUUGGUUGGGACUUUUAUUUGUCGAAGCAGUAGCUCCGGGUCACAGGUGUUUGGCUUUUGAAGAUGGCGGCGCCCGGUGAGCUGUUCUGCUGGAAGGCUGGUUUGGGUUUACCGUCAGUAAAUACGGACUGUCUCAUUGUGCUGGCAUACGCUCGCUUUGCUGGAGCUCCGCUCAAAAUUUACAAGAUUUCUAACCCCUGGAGAAGCCCCACAGGUUCACUUCCUGCUCUCAGGACCAAAGAUGAAGGCAGCUGCUCCCAACCCAGUCAGAUCAUCAUUCAGUUGAGGAAACAGAAAUACAAUGCAGACUAUGAUCUCUCGGCCAAAGAGGGCGCAGACACACUGGCCUUCAUCUCACUGCUGGAGGAGCGACUGUUACCUGCGCUGAUCUACGCUUUAUGGAUCGAUCCUAAAAACUAUGUGGAGGUGACGCGCCGCUGGCAUGGAGAGAAUAUGUCCUUCCCGCUCAACUUCUUCCUGCCGGGCCUCAUGCAGAACAGGCAGCUUGAGCGACUCCGCCUGAUCCGGGGAAACAGUUCGCUGGAGGCGGGAGAAGAGGCAGAGAAGGAGCUUUACCACGAUGCUCUGGAGUGCCUCAAUCUUCUCUCUCAGCGACUGGGAUCGAACACAUUUUUCUUUGGCGAUUCGCCCUCUUCUCUAGAUGCAUAUGUCUUUGGUCAUCUAGCUCCGCUUAUUAAGAUCCGGCUGCCUAACUGCCGACUGCAGCAGAACUUGAAGAAUCUGGACAACUUGAACACAUUUUGCUGUAACAUCCUGAGCUUGUACUUCCCCAGCGAGAGUAAAGAGGGCGUCAAUCGUCCGAUGUCCAGCACACAGCAGGGGAGCGACUUUGACAACGAGUCAUACAAGAGACGCAAGCAGCUGCUGUCAGUACUGGUCGCAGUAGCAGCGAUGCUCAGCUACGCUCUCCUCACCGGCAUAGUAGCUAUUGAGCAUGUGCAGGAGCAGGAGCCUGUAGGCCCCGCCUCACUCAGAGGCCCCUCCCAUGAGGAAGAGGAUGAGUGAAAGUAGGACUUUUUAGUUGCACUAGGAUGGUCAUGCCUACAUGGUGGAAGAAAACACAGGAACAACAUAUUGUUGGGGAUUGAUGUAUUAUUUAUUCCUUGGGCUUUAAUUGCAUGAUAAUCUUUGAUUUUAUAUCUUAUUUUUUCCAUAGAGCUGCACUCUUUUGAAUGGGUAUAUUCACCUGUGUUAGCUACAAAUGCUAAGCUAAGUUUAGCUGAGAAAGCACUUAAAACUUCACCGUCGUCACCAACCUCAACGUUCAUUGUGUGGACCAAAACAUAUAUUACAGUUUUAAAUAGCUUUAUGAUAAUGAGAAUGAGAUUUACAUCUCUUACAUGCUAUUGCCUUAUUUAAAGCUCUGUGUUUCUUUUAACACAUUUUAUUUGCUUAGCUGCAUUGUUCUGCUCUGCUGUCAGCACUGGUCUGCUGUUAUAUACUUCAGAGAGAUUAAUACUUAUGUUAAUGUGAUGAUCCUAUUGAGUGAAAUGGGAAAUUACCAAUAUUUAAUGAUGUUAGAGUCUUGAAGACAUACAGUAAAUCACCAAAAACAUAUAAUUUGUUUGACUUCAUGUCUCAUUCCAAACCUGUGCGACUUGGUUUCUCAUGUGAAAUACAAAAGGACAUAGUAUGUAAAAUGUCAACAUUGAUUUCCUCUCAAUUAAAGUGCAGAUUUGUGCUCCAGAAGGAGAAAAAGUAGUUCAAACAACUUGUGAUCUAUUUUCAAAAUAUUCUGCAGCCAUACUUUAGUUAAUUUAUAUAAUUAUUCACUAAAAAUAUCCCUCUUGGCUAUUGGAACUUAUUUGUGCUAUAUAUUCUUGUUCAAAUAUGCAUAUGCAUGUUAAAAUUUGGAUCAGCAUGUUUGAUCGCAUGUGAGAACCAAUAGCAUUUGGCAUCACUAAUUUGUGCAUUGCACAUUUGAAUAUUGCGGCAGAAUGAUUAUUAUGGCAUAUUGUAUAUGAAUAAGCGAACCCUUUAAACACUUCCAGCUUACUGCAAAGGAUAAAGAGGAACGGUUUUACAUUAUUGAGGAUUAGAAAUGGCACUUGCGUAUUUUUUAGGAGAACGUAACAGAUUAUUAAAGCCAAAAGUUACUGUCCAAAGAAAUCUUCCUGACAGACCACAAAACUGGCAAAAGAUAUUUCAGUUCCUGUAACUUUCCAUGAGGUCUAUGGCAGUUAAACUAGAGGAGAGUGAUUUUUUAUUUUUUUAUUUAGUUAAACUGUUUGAAAGAGAAACAAUGGAUUAAUGAAGAUGGCUGAUUUGGAUAUUGUUACUUAUUGUUUGUUGUCUUUUUUUUUUUUUUCUCUAAGCAUCUUUGUUUUAGACCAUAAAGCUCCAAAACUAGUUCCCUGGUGUGUUGAUAUGUGUGUAUUCAUUCAUAGAGAUGGAAAGGAAACUACAGAUUGAACAGUCAGUUAAUCUCAUUUCACAAGGUGUUACGAGCUGUAAAUAUAUAUUGCUUAUAGAGUUCUAUUUUCAUAAUUUAAUAGGCAAAUAAAUGGUCCUGAAUAAUCCUUGUUCUGCAGUGGGUUUCUUUAUUUUCUGCAGUUGCAAUGCUGUAUUGACACAGAGGGAGUUGCUGAUUUUAUCUGUUGCAUUGUUGUAACAAGUGACCCUGAGCUGAGGACUGUGUGUGUGAAUUGGAGGUUGUAAGAGAGAAAGAUAUUUGUUUCAAGCUACGGUUUACCUGCCGGCAAUGUUUCCGAGCAUCAGAGCUGAUUGAGCGAGGGCUCUGUGAAUUGGUGCCCUGGGGAGACGCAGCUGUGUGUUACAGCACCAGACUGGAAUCCUUCUCUGGCUCCUGUUCGUUUCCUUGUAUUUGUGUGUGGAAACAUAGUGAACCCCCUCCCCAGCACUAGAUCCAGAGAAAUCAGGAGCUCCCCGAAGCCGCACGACAUCGUUUAAUGACCUCAGAAGAAUCAUUUGGGAAAGAAUUCCUGUUCAAGAAGGAAAAAUGCAUUUGGAUUGUGCUCAUUUUCCACACAGGGAUUGAGACGGGGAAGCGGGUCCAGUAAAGCUCAAGUAUGACAGAACUGUUCCCCCGACACCUGCUGUUAAAAGCUGUUUCUAGGGAAACUCAGAGGUAAUGAAAAAUAAACAUCACCCCAGGACAGACUGUCGGGACUGGACGCUGAAACUGAACAGCCCUCAUGCUCUGCUUUGACAUGUCAACAGCAUUUUCUUUCUUUAUGCCAGGAGAUUGUGUUUGCAAGCAGACUGGCACAAAAUCAAGAGCUGACACUGGAAUUAUUAAUUUGAGCAAGAAUAGAUGUCAAAGCCAGUGUUUGCAUCUGUUCUUUUCACAAUACAACAAUUCUUAUGGUAUUACCAUGUGUAUUA